Crotalus tigris (Tiger rattlesnake) is the source of this 1877-nucleotide messenger RNA. RefSeq names its product RNA polymerase I subunit E (gene POLR1E). Lineage: Eukaryota; Metazoa; Chordata; Lepidosauria; Squamata; Viperidae. Gene Ontology annotation, biological process: RNA polymerase I preinitiation complex assembly; nucleolar large rRNA transcription by RNA polymerase I; transcription elongation by RNA polymerase I. Gene Ontology annotation, molecular function: DNA binding. The coding region runs from base 81 to 1313 and encodes 410 amino acids. Gene Ontology annotation, cellular component: RNA polymerase I complex. The record is from RefSeq and is a predicted model, not a curated record. The transcript has 12 exons.
AGGGAGGUGUGGUCAGGACGUGGAGCCGAGACCCGCCUCUUCCGGGGAUCCGGCGGCAGCGUUGGUGCUGUGUUGCUGCCAUGGCAGGGGAGGUUCGGUGGAUCUACCGGGGGGAUCCCCAGGAGGGGCAGAGCGCUCCGAUAGUUCAGUUUACAAAUGGGAAACUGAAGAAUCCUGAAAAUAUGAAUUUCACUUUGUACAGAAGCAAAAACAUCAGUAAUCCCAGAAAGAAGAAUUAUACAAUUUUGAAUGCAGAAACAGAUCGGCUGUCUUACGUAGGAAAUAACUUUGGUGCAGGAGCCCUAAAAUGCAAUACUCUCUGCAGAUAUUUUGUUGGCGUGUUAGAUGAACCCUCUGGGCAAAUGGAAGUCUACAAUGCAGAAUUGUUCAACUUGCAUCCAUUACUUUCAGAUGAUGUAGCAGAUAAUGACCUGUCAGAAUAUUUGGCUAAAUCCUAUAGAGAGAAGGUGGAUCUCUGCAUUGAAGCCUUUGGCACCAACAAACAGAGAAAAGCUUUGAAUUCUCGGAGAAUGAAUGAAGUCAGAAAAGAGGUAUUAAAUAAAGCAGUGAUUAAAGCUGCAGAAGAUAUCAUAGAGACAAAAGGUGUUGCUGCAUUGGUUCAUGAUGCAGCAGAAGAUGAGAAAACUGAUGUCUCCUUGGUUCUUCCUGUGUGCCAUGAAGAUGCUGAAAAUCCAGAGGACGUCUACAAGUUUGAAGAUAUCAUUUCACCUGCUGAAUUUGAGGCACUUCAGGCUCCAUCUGCAGUUUUCACGAACAUAACCGCAGCUGACAUUCACAAGAUGACUGAAGAGAAAAGCUACUGUUCCUUUGUCUUGGAUGAACUUAAAUCCAUGCCUUUGAAUGAGAAGAGUUACGAUCACAAAGCACGUUGCCUCUGGUUUCUUGACUGUCUUGUCAAGCUGAACUCACAAAAGGUCGUUAAAAAGAAACAUGCCAUGGGCCCCACUUGUCCAGACAUCAUCAGCAACAAACUCGUGAAAACUUUCACAGCACUAUCUUAUGGCAAUGGCAGGUUACAAAAUGUAAUUUCAGCUUCAAUGAAAGUUAAGAUAACAGCAUACGUUAUAACCCUGGCUUUGCAUAUUAACAAUUUUCAAACAGAUCUGACAGUCUUGCAGCGAGAUCUGAAAUUACGUGAAAACAAAAUACUUGACAUCGCCAAGGCAUUGAGAUUGAAGAUCAGCAAAAGCAAAAACCUCUCUAGACUUGAAGAACACAAGUUAGGGACACUGUGCUUGCCUUUACCUGCGCACAAAAUGCCCGCACGCGGCAGGAAACGCAAACUAAAUUAAGAAUGCUUUUUUCCUCUAGAAAAAAGCUGGACAAACUUCUAGAUCAGUGGUUCUCAACCUUUCUAAUGCCGUGACCCCAUAAUACAGUUCCCCAUGUUGUGGUGACCCCCAACCACUUAUACAUCACUGGGAGCCAGGGGUGUGGCCAAAGAAAAGGGGAAAAAAUGGCGGACAGCCUUGUUUGGCAACCCCCGUAAAAUGGUCGUUCGACCCCAAAUGGGGUCCCGACCCACAGGUUGAGAACCACUGUUCUAGAUCAUGUGAACAGAUCUACCGCUUCAUUGUCCUGAACAGACUGGAGAGAUUUGUUCUUGUAGUUAUACAGGUUUGUUUCUGCUUUGAGGUAGUUUAGCAGAAAUCUGGCACUUUUAUUGAAGUCAUUUAGGAUAUCUGAACAUUUGGCAUCUUGGUUCAAAACAGCCAUGUAGGAAUCCUCCAUCCAUGUAAAAGAGUUAAAAUGUGAGCAUGACUGAAUAUUUAAAAUAUUUAAUAUUAAAAUUAAAUAUUUUAAUGUUUAAAAUGGUCCUUAUGUUUUUGGUAAUAUUAAACAUUUUUUAAAAAUUA